Molecule: messenger RNA, 216 nt
Organism: Botrytis fragariae
Lineage: Eukaryota; Fungi; Ascomycota; Leotiomycetes; Helotiales; Sclerotiniaceae
Exons: 1
Coding region: 1-216 (71 amino acids)
Source: RefSeq, a predicted model, not a curated record
AUGUUGGGAGCAUUCCCAUCUCGAACUUGCAAGUUGAGAAGUCAUACAUAUUCCUCGAAAGCCGGUGCGGAUCAUGAGAGAACUAUUUUGAGUGUUUGGGGGAAGGAGAGAGGUGAGGUUGCGGUGGAGGGUUUGGGUGAUGGGGGUGGGGAGAGAGGAGGCGUAGGAGAGAGAGAGGAGGUAGAUGGUGUGGGUGGGGCGAGUGGUGCAGCUUAG